AUGCCCGGUGGCGAAUCCUAUCAGGGUCGUAGAAUAGUUAACCUCUCAUUAUUCUUGCUUUACCAGGCUGACGCCAGCACGAGUUCAGUACCUCGAAUUUUGACUCAACUUACGAUUGGAUCAUCUGCCGGUCCCUCCAAUGCCUGUCAGGCCUCUGCCGAUGACCGGAUUUUCGGGGGGACUAGUCUACCCAGACGCCCAGAAGGAAGCAGUGGCCGACCUCUUCCGGUGUCUACAGUUGUGUCUGUGGCACAAUCUGACGAUUUAGAGGGUGAGAGGACUUCUGACCGCGAAGUUGAUGGCAAAGUUAAAGAAGCUCUGAGUCUGGAAACAGAAAAGAACGGCAACAGUACAGACUGUGUUGGUGCCGAUACGGCGACCCAAGAAACGCCACACGAGCUCGACCGUCUUCUGAGCGCCUGUGACCCUGUCGGUUCGCUGGCCUGUCUGCCCAAUCCGAUGGCCCAAUCGCACAGACAAGAGUGCAUCUGCCUCUGUCGUCUAGGCGCAAGUGGGCCAACUUGUCGGCUCUGGGCCACAGGGUUCCCGGCCGGAGGUCGUGGCCGUAUAGUCUUCCAAAUAACUAGAAAGUCGCUUCUCCGAGCCUCUCCAUUGUCCGUUGACCUCGAAUUUCUCGCCGCCCCAAGCCAGUUUGAGCCGAACCAGCCGAACGGGCUGGCUGUUCUGCUGCUUUAUGUCCGGUUUCCGUUGACGACCGGCGGUCCGGUCGAUGAGGCUUCCACCUCAAAGGAGGAAGGGCUCGAACCGGAGCCGGUGCUGGAUGUGCUCGUCUAUCGAAGCCCGUCUGGUGAGUUGACUGUGUUGCUGGGUGCGACUAGGGGUACCAAAAGCGCGGUACAGGCCAGCCGGCCGCACCGGUUCCUCCUGGCAACGCGCCGAUUCUCGGGCAUCGGCAUCCUUCGCCCUUCCAUUUGGUAUCGCCUGCUAGUUGAUAUCUCACCACCGAACGAGUUCGCUGUCAACAACACGGCAGAUGGGCAGGUCAACGUGAGUCUGUCGCUGGCGUGUCAGAUUGAAACAGAUAACUUCAAGAAUUGCCCUCCUCGCGGAGGCCCGCUGGCCGUUGACGCAGUGCCGGAAUGCAAACAGCGCAUCAGAUUGUUAUGGCCACCAAAGAGGAGUGAGGAGCAGGCUGAUCACACUAUGCAAAAGCAGGCUGUAUGUCAGAGCCAGGAGCUACAAGUCGAUCUGAUUUCCACCUCGGGUUGGCCGGUUUCGAAGCUGCCAGACGGCCUCCGACGUCGGACGCCUCCUCGGAGGGCGGAAUUCGCCAGAUCCGACCUUGGCUUCCCGGAAGUGCAUAUCGGGGGUCUACAGCCGGAGCAGAUGGCUGAAAUGAAGAAGCUGCUUGUUGAGGCGAACAUCGAGGAGAGGUUAACCUGGCUCAACGGCAGUCUUUAA
Molecule: messenger RNA, 1422 nt
Organism: Protopolystoma xenopodis
Lineage: Eukaryota; Metazoa; Platyhelminthes; Monogenea; Polystomatidea; Polystomatidae
Source: the annotation of a GenBank genome assembly